Molecule: messenger RNA, 780 nt
Organism: Culicoides brevitarsis
Lineage: Eukaryota; Metazoa; Arthropoda; Insecta; Diptera; Ceratopogonidae
Gene: Aprt
Product: adenine phosphoribosyltransferase
Exons: 2
Coding region: 102-659 (185 amino acids)
Biological process (GO): AMP salvage; adenine salvage
Cellular component (GO): cytoplasm
Molecular function (GO): adenine phosphoribosyltransferase activity; adenine binding; AMP binding
Source: RefSeq, a predicted model, not a curated record
UAUUUAUUUACUCACCGAGCACCGCACCAAAUUUUACCAUUUUAGAUUUUUCGUAGUUUUUCACAAAAUUUAGGUCCAGGAAUCACCGCGAGUACAACGAAAUGUCGUCCAAAACGGAGUUUGAGCAGUGUGUGCAAGUAAUUAAAGACCACGUGGGUAAAUUUCCGGACUUUCCGAAGAAAGGAAUUGUGUUUCGCGACAUCUUUACCGCAAUGACCCACGGUCCCGUUUGCCAAGCUCUAAAACGCGCCGUAAUUCUUCACGUGCAAGAAACUUGUCCCGAUAUCGAUGUAGUUGUAGGUUUAGAUGCACGUGGCUUCCUUUUUAGUCUCCUAAUAGCCUCGGAACUGGGAAUCGGGUGCGUUCCAGUGCGAAAAAAGGGAAAACUCCCUGGCGAAUGUUACAAGUUUGAAUAUGUCCUUGAAUAUGGAACAGAUACGUUCGAAAUGCAAAAAGACAGCAUCAAGCCGGGACAAAAAGUUUUGCUGGUAGACGAUUUGCUCGCGACGGGCGGCUCUCUCAAUGCAGCGGCGAAUUUGGUGCGACAAGCGCAAGGAAAUGUCGUUGAAGCGUUGGUAAUUAUGGAAUUGACAGAAUUGAAAGGCAGGGAAAAGAUUAAAGGAAUUGAGGUUCAUUCUCUGAUCCAGUACGACGAUUAACGGCGUUGCAUUUAAAGAACAUUCCGACAAAAAAAUGACACAAAACACGAACAAAUGCUCUCACUAAAAUUCGAAUAUGAAAAGUUAUGCAAUAAAAGUUUAUUUUGAAAUUGUUACAAAA